Messenger RNA from Dipodomys spectabilis (banner-tailed kangaroo rat), 1594 nucleotides. It is a transcript of the gene CUNH12orf43, whose product is annotated as chromosome unknown C12orf43 homolog. Lineage: Eukaryota; Metazoa; Chordata; Mammalia; Rodentia; Heteromyidae. The record is from RefSeq and is a predicted model, not a curated record. The transcript is spliced from 6 exons. Gene Ontology annotation, biological process: Wnt signaling pathway; Spemann organizer formation; negative regulation of Wnt signaling pathway. Bases 150 to 995 code for a protein of 281 amino acids.
UUCGCCCUCACGUUUGAGUACUGCAAGACAGCUCCUGGUCUCAGAGUAAGAACUACAAUUCCCACAAUGCCCCAGGCCAACAGCUCGCACCGGGUCACGUGGGAGUAACCACGCCGGAAAGCGUCCUCCACAAUCCUUUGCGGCCGUCCAUGAUGGCGGCGCCCAGUGGCCCCUUGAGCGACGCAGAGAGCAGCAGCAGCAGCAGCAGCAGCGAUGGAGAGGAGUUGGCGCGGUGCCGCGAGGCGGCGAUGCCAGCCUGGGGCCUGGAGCAGCACCCGCGGGGAGCAGAGAAACCAAGAGCUGAUGCUGCAGGUAACCAGUUGCCAACCUGUCGGCCAAGCCUCAGGUACUGUGGGCUUUGGGUAGCAGCUUCAUGCAUUCAGGAAGUAACACGCUUUUGUGUGUGUUGUAGACACAAGGUGGAUGAGCACGAGCAAGAUGGCAAUGAGCUGCAGACUACCCCUGAGUUCCGAGCCCACGUAGCCAAGAAAUUGGGAGCCCUGCUGGACAGCUCCAUUACCAUCUCAGAAGUGGUGACAGAGCCCAGGAAAGCUGAGAGGCAGAAAGUGGCCCGGGAGGAUGAUGGCUUCCGCCUCUUCUUCACAUCCGUCCCUGGAGGCCCUGAGGAAGAAGCUUCUCCCCGACCCCAAAAGCGAAGACCCCCCAGCUCCAGCAGCGAGGACAGCGAUGAAGAGUGGCAGCGGUGCCAGGAGGCAGCCGUGUCCGUGUCAGACAUUCUCCGGGAGUCCGCCAUCCACGGCCCUGUCAAGGCGGAGGAGGAGUCCAAGCAGAAGAAAAGGAAGUUGAAAAAGAAAGCCACAAUGGUGGCCAACAGUGACUGGGCCGUGGCCACCACCCCCACCAGUGGGCCCCAAGGCCAAAAGCAGGAAAAGGAAUCAGGCAAGGCCAAUGGGGACCAGGUGGCACUUGAGACCCAAAAGAAGAAAAAGGCCAAGAAGAAAAAGGCCAAGUCUUCCCCAUGCCCAGCAAACUGACCCCACGCUGCAGGUGCCGCCGCCACCAGCUGCAAGGACCUGGCACCCCUGGAGGAGGAGGCAUCUCCAGGCCACGCCUCCCUCCAAGGUCCAGGCCGGGACCUGCCGCUGCCACUCCACAAGGUCCCAAUUGUGACUAUGGUCUGUGCAAAGUCCCCAUAAAGACAUGGGAAAGAGAUGCCUCAGGAAGACCUGUGCUUCUACGACAUUCCAGGCCAAGUGGUAAAGCAUCCAAUAUCGUCUGAGGGGAACAAAGUAAAGGAAGACCUCUCUUCUCCCAGGCCUCCUCAGCCUGGUGUGGAAAAGACCCAGAGAAACUUCCGUACAUCUCCCUCAGCCACACACAUUUGAAAAGACAUUGCCUGGGAAAAAGAGAGCUUUUCUUCCUUUCCCCAGUUUUUCAGAAUAUCCUUUUUCUAUAUGUAUGAAUACGCAGAAUGUGUCUAAGCCAAUUAGCUUUUCAGAACUGGUCUGAGGGGUGGGAGGUAGCUCAGGGGUACAAGGCCCUGGUUCAACCAAUAACAUCAGGGGAUGACAAAGAAAGAGAAAGUAAAUUGUGAGAGAUUAGAAUGACUUGGAUGCUGCCUUCCUGUCAAUGC